CCGUGGCGACCAAAAAUUAUGAAUGGCGACUUGGCGAAUUUCUGGCGAUUUUCGGCUAAGAGCUCGAUCGAGUUAUGGGUUCUAAGCUCAGUGUCUUCUAAACAAACGAGCGACAACAUUCAGCCCGUCCACUACCUCCUAAAUUUUUCUAUGAGGUACUGGCACGUCUCCUAGCGAAAUGUAGGUUAGCGAACUGCUCUGCAUGCCGCGAGACGGCAGUGUUGAUGGGUUGGCGGCUUUGUGGCGCAACCCACCACUCCGUUUCAAGGGGGGCGCUCAUAGAAUCUAUCCAUCCAUCCGCUUGCUACGAUCUCCUGAUUCCCAUUUGGCGACGGCGGAGCUUGUGGAGCUGCCUGUCUUCGCUGCUGUAAUACCUACUUUUUAACUGCUGGAACAUGGGGAAGCACGCUAAUGCGAAGCGAAGAUUUCGUGAUGAAUGGCUCCGGGAUCAAAAACUUAAAGACUGGAUAUCGCCGACUGAACAUGGACAAGCGGUGAAGUGCAAAUACUGCAACUGUGUAUUGAGGCCUCAUUACACGGACCUCCUAAAGCACGCCGACUCUAAGAAGCACAAAGACUACGUUGUGCCUGCCCCACAGCAGCUCAAGCAGUUCUUGGCCCAGGUCAGCAAGCCAAAUUUUGACCAAGCAAGGCGGGAAGUUCGAAUAGCAUUGUUCACCGCUACGCACACACCUGUAAGUGCGAUUGAUGAACUUGGUGAAAUUCUGCAAGAAGAAUUCGACGGAAAGUUUCGGAUGCACCGUACCAAGUGCGCAGCUGUCAUCAAGAAUGUGUUGGCACCACACUUCAAGCACAAGCUGGACAAAAUGGUGAAGGAAGCCCCGGGGUACUCCUUAAUGCUCGAUGAAUCUACGGAUGUCUCCACCACAAAACAGCUGUGUGUUUCUGUUCGCUUUCAUAACUCUGAAACGAACUGUAUCUCGGACACGUUCCUCGACUUGAAAGAAGUAGCGAAUGGAACAGCAGAAGUGAUGCAUCAGUGUGUCAUGGACAUAUUGUCUGAUCACGGGUUGAGCCUUAAAGACUGUGUCGGAAUAGCGACAGAUGGUGCAAACUCAAUGUGCGGAGAGCACAACUCUCUGUGGAGCCGGCUCAGGGAAGGGAAUCCAGAUUUGAUUUUAGUAAAGUACAUGUGCCACUCGCUAGACCUCGUUGCCGCAAAGUCAAUGCAGACAAUGCCUUCAGCGCUCGAGUACAUGGUACGAGAAUCUCACAAUUACUUUGCUCACAGAUCCACCAGGCUCGCUGCAUACAAGGGAUUGUAUAACAGUAUGCUGGAAGACACCGACAAGGUAGAGCCACCAAAACUCCUGUCUCUGUCUCCAACAAGGUGGUUGGCAAUGUUCGACUGCAUCGAAAGAAUUUUGGGUCAAUUUGAGAGCCUGCAGAAGUUUUUUUCACAGUAUCGACAGCCGCAACUAUAACACGCGUGUUCUUCGGGACAUGUACAAUGACACUCGGAACCACGUCUAUUUGAUUUUUCUUGCAGCAGUGCUUCACAAUGUGAAACGAGUGAAUCUGUUGUUUCAGAGCCAGACAGCCGACCCCUUGAAGCUUUUUCAAGAACUAGAAAAUCUAUACAU
Molecule: messenger RNA, 1604 nt
Organism: Dermacentor silvarum
Lineage: Eukaryota; Metazoa; Arthropoda; Arachnida; Ixodida; Ixodidae
Product: SCAN domain-containing protein 3-like
Exons: 2
Coding region: 396-1445 (349 amino acids)
Source: RefSeq, a predicted model, not a curated record